This is a messenger RNA of Emericellopsis atlantica, 1094 nucleotides long. Its product is annotated as hem-containing dehydratase protein. NCBI's taxonomy places the organism in Eukaryota, Fungi, Ascomycota, Sordariomycetes, Hypocreales, Bionectriaceae. The record is from RefSeq and is a predicted model, not a curated record. The coding region runs from base 1 to 1089 and encodes 362 amino acids. The transcript has a single exon.
AUGGCUGAGCUUGACAACGCUAUCCCUGAGCACCUCCGGUGCCAACGCUCCAAGCCAACAAAGACUCCUUCCGCCGAUUUCGCCCCUGCAUACCCCUCAUACAGCGUCCGAUUCCCCGAAAAUGCCAAAGAUUUGGUCAUGGCCAUCAUUGGCCUGCAGUACAAGUCGACCUCCGAUUUCGAGUCCAGGUCCCGACCUGACGCUCCGUCCAAGGUCACUUCCCUCCUGAAGUCAGAGAGAAGCCCUCCUUCUUUCUCGGAGUGGGCCGCAGUCACAGACAACCAGGGUUUCUACAACAUCUUGGCUUUCGCGUACUGGCCCAGCAAGGACCAGUACGAGGCUUGGGCAUCGGGAUCUGGCUUCCAGACAUGGUGGGGGCAAGUCCAGCCGGAUUCGUACGGUCACGGCCUGUUCCUUGAGCUCUUUUUCCCCAGCGUCGAUCGUCUGGAGACUAUAUUCAAUACCAAGACCCCGGAAGGCUCGGGCCAUAUGAGAGACAGCUGGAGCGGCGAGGUACAGCAGCACGCAUACUGGGGAAGCAUGCGCGAUCGGUUGCCGGCGGCCCAGAAAGAUGAUUUAACCAGUGACGCGUUCGAGACCCCUAGCAAGAUCAACACCAAUGGCCUACGAGAGCAGCGUGUUCGAGUCUCUGGUAAGAACAACCUCACAGUCAUUCGCUCGGGGCAAGAUUGGCUGGCCACGACCGCCGAGGAGCGCAAGCUGUACCUCGAGACAAUGCACCCAGUCCUGAUCAAAGGAAUGGACUUCCUGCGAGACCAAGGUGAAGAGGUUGGCUGCUACAACUGCCGAUUCUUGGUCAUCGUAUCAAGCCCCUCUCAACCCAAGGCUGACCAGGAUCGGACGUUUGGUCUCGCCUACUUUGACGACCUGGCGUCCCUGGAGAGCUGGUGCAAAGACCAUCCCACCCACCUUGCCAUCUUUGGAGGGUUCUUCCAAUAUGCGAAGAAGCUCAAUAAUAACCUGACCUUGCGAGUCUUCCACGAGGUGCUGGUGUUGAAGCCCGAGCAACAGUUCUUCGAGUACGUUGGAUGCCAUCCUAGAACUGGCAUGCUCAAGGGGCACAAAUAGAUAGG